Molecule: messenger RNA, 2433 nt
Organism: Sphaerulina musiva SO2202
Lineage: Eukaryota; Fungi; Ascomycota; Dothideomycetes; Mycosphaerellales; Mycosphaerellaceae
Exons: 1
Coding region: 1-1155 (384 amino acids)
Source: RefSeq, a predicted model, not a curated record
AUGGGCCAGGCAGCAGUCGUCCACGAUUCCGAGUGGGAGUACGAGUAUGAUGCCAGCGAGACCGAGCACUUCUACUUUACCUUGGACUUGACGACGCAUGUGCCCGACGCAUUAGUGCGAAAGUACGAUACUGCCGCCGAUAGUCACGCGAACAUCGACGCUGCACCCAAGUCAUCGAGUGGAGACGGCCUGCAAAAUGAAGACGUGACUACUACUGCUACUACCACGACGGGAGAGAGCCUCCCCAAUGUAGCUGAAGCAAGGUCAAGACCGAGGACUACGCUGCAGAUCCUCGACUUGCACACCAAGAACCCUCUGGUCAAAUUCGACCAUGCCAUCUACAGCUGUUACUGGAGUACUGAUCUUGGCACGCAGUUCCACAUCUCUCAGGCUGGCCUCACCCCCAACCCACGACGUGCUGGAACUGUUCUGGAUGUGAUUGGCCUCUCUCAGACCAGACUGAUCGGCAAGCCCGUCAAUCUGACACAAAAGGGCUUCCGAGCAGAUGAAGAGGCCAACAGUGCGGCACCAGACGAGCAUGAUACCGUCGAGUCUUCAGGUGGCCAGGUCGAUGUGGAUGCUGAUGCGGAUGCGGAUGCAGCUGCUGCCAUUGAACGUGCCAAACCCGCUGCAAGCUCAUUGAAAUCGGCCACCCAGCAGCCCUUAGUGAUACCACGUGAGCUCUGUAAAAAUCUUGCCGCCGAAACGCAUGCUUCCUUUUUGGAGCGUCUAUCUGAGAUCAAGCUCAAGAAAGGCGAAACCGACCCUGUGCCCAUCUUCAGCAUCAAGUAUCACCGAGAACCCGACAACAAGGAUGAGCUUAAGAAGCGCGCCCAAGCUGCCGAUGCUGCCAAGCAGAAAGACGACGAGGAGGCUGUCAGCGGUGAACGUGCUCGCAAGAGAAGAAAGCGCUUGACCGCUGCCGAAAAGGGUACUCGCCCGACUGAUGCUCCGUCUACAUGCGGCAGGCACGGUCGCGAAGCUAUUGGCGCUCGUGUCGGCUUCGAAGGUCAAGCUCCCGGCGCACUGUGGACGAAGAAGAAACAGACGAGGCGCAAGCCGGCCGAAGCACGUGAAUCCUCCGACGAGCACCUCAGCGACAACCUUGAAAUGGAAGUUGAUGACCCCGAUGCGGACUAUGCUCCCCCUCAAUAGUACUGCCAUGGGCUCACAUACCACGACACAGACUCGGUGCGAUGGCCCCUGUUGCGCUGAGGUUUGCCAGCAACGCAGUACAUCAUCAAGGACGACGUUCUGCUUGUAUGCACCUCACCUGGAUGUGAUUCAUGUAGGUCGGUAGGUACUCUCACUGUACAGCAUCCGUCUCGUAACGGUCGUGCUUUCCGCUCUUUCUUGCGCCACUCCAGGCCACUUGCAUGUUCGCACCUGCCAUCUGAGCAGCGGAAGGUGAGAAAGUGGAAGGCAGGCAGAGCAUGACUCACCUGACACCUGUAAACAUGAAGUGGCAAGCGCUACGAUGUUACCUUCACUUCCACCUUCACUCUGCACAUCCCCACAUACUACACGCACAUAACCCAUCAGUCCAGCAAUACAAUCCAUUCCUCGUUAGGACCCAACACUGUGCCCAGGUGCUUUCCAACCCCAACACCCAAUAUGGCACAAACCGACGACGACGACGCCGUUGUGCAGCGCCUGCCAACAGCUCUCGGCUAUCCCAACGAUGGCUUCCGCAAAAGAAUCACGGCCGUCCUCACCAUGACCCGCAACAGCAUCAUCAACAAAGGCGAUGAUCUCCAACAGUGGAUCGAGGAAAACAUCACCGUCUCCAAUGCCCAAAUGGCCGACCUCUACGCCUCUCUCUUACUCGACGCGUGUGAGAAGGAGUACAAGCAGAUGGUAUUCGUCGAGCUCCCAAAGGUGGGCCUCGAGCUCAAGAACGUUCUCCCGAAUCCUCACAUGGUCAACAAGUUAAAGCGAUAUGGAGAGACGCUGUUCGACUACAAGGCGAGGAUUCGUGAGCUGGCAAUGGAGAUCGCAGUGGUGAGGAAUGGGACGUCCAUUGUGCAGGAAGCUAUCGCGAAGGCGGAGUUCGGGAAGACGCUUCAGGAUGCGAAGAGGAAUGGGCUAUGUUGAUGGUGGAAUGGAGGUCUCUUGAUAUCGAUGGAUCUGAUGACUUUGGAGUACAUGGGGCUGAGGGUCCUGGAGGUAUCGAAGUGGUGAAGUGCAACCAUCCGAGCAGUACUGUACCCUUGUGGGGUCCAGUUUCUCAAAUAUGAAAUGGAGGCGAGCGAGGGUCAAGCUUCCAGAGAACGUUUGUUCUCUGAUGGAUUUCCCAUCUCGUUUCAAGGACACGGCGAAAUGGGCUUCGCCUUUUUGUCUCGCAGGCCAUCGAGCCAAAGAACGGAUAGCUGCAUAUGUAGCUAGCUUUGUCACUUGAUUACGCACAACUGUAAUCUAAAAAAUAACAAAAAG